Molecule: messenger RNA, 1890 nt
Organism: Ogataea polymorpha
Lineage: Eukaryota; Fungi; Ascomycota; Pichiomycetes; Pichiales; Pichiaceae
Exons: 1
Coding region: 1094-1792 (232 amino acids)
Source: RefSeq, a predicted model, not a curated record
CGUCAUUAGAAUUACAUCACUAUGAAACUAUGCACUCCAUGCGUAAACCUAUUAGCUAAACCAAGGAUUCCGGAUUUUCCAUCGCGUCGAGAUCCUUUUCUUCCUCGUUGCACACCUGCAAAAGGUCACCGUCCGCAGGCUUCCUUCUGCGACCGAAUCUUAGCCACCAUAUAGCGUGACUCAUGAAAAUCCCAACCUCUAAACACGCGCAAAUCGAAUAUAAUAUACAGCCCAUGACAUCAAUGUCUCCGAUAGCCAACGAGGCGAGGGAAAACACUGCUCCGCUAAGAUCGGUAGCCAGAAAAAUGAAGUUUAUUCCAACGACUCGUCCUUGACGCUUUGAAAGCUCGUAGUAAGGUGGCAGCAAUCCGACAGCUAAAAGCACGGAGCCGAUGAUUCCAAAAAUUAGUAGCGGCCAUUUCACUCCUUUGGAGUACUCCAUGCGCAGGGGGAUGAUGAAGCCCACCUCGAGCACAACCCAGAGAAAUACAAAUAGACCGCCGCGCAAAAUAAUGUCUUUCUUGGGCCUGCUCACUGGAGGAUAGUAGAGCACCUGUAAGUAAACGAUGAGGCAAAAGAAGCCAAACAAAUGAGGUUGAAGUUGGAUGGGAAUUGUGCUGUUUUCAGAAACAAAGUAGAUGGCAAAAAAAGGAGCGCACAGACACCAAAGCAAAACCAUCCACUGGUUGAGUCCCUCAGUGUCUUUGCGUCUAUAAUUGUGAAUAAUUUGGGGUAUCAUUUGCACACACCAUAGAAUGGUGCCUAUAGUGGCCAAAACGUUGGCAGUUGCGGAGGACAUUUGAAUGGAUUGUAAAAUGGCUCCACAAAGGCGCCAUACUUGCUUUAUAUAGCGCCUAACCCGAGGACCGUAGUGCCCUCGGAAGUCUCGAACCAGCACUGCCAGUAAAAAAAAAAAUUUGCGAUCGUUUUGUUAUUGUUCGAACAAUACUGUCCCUCUGGAAUUUUUAGCGUCAGCCUUCUCCAUUGGGAAAGCCUUUCCGCGGGCCGAUCGACGUCAAAACUUGCUCGUUCGACGCGUCGUUGCUUCCCCAGGUUUUUCCAAUCAGCCGAAGCGAUCUUUUCCAUCACCAACAUGCUCAAGUUCUUCUCUCAGUAUUCCACCUGUGACGUUUCCGAUGCUCUUUUGAGGUUUGGUGUCUCUAAUGGCGGAUUCUUUCCUAAUCUGACUCAAUUCAGCAGUAACGGAAUCACAAUGGCAGGCAAGGCCUACACUGUUCUUUUUGCUGCCCGGAAUGACCCAAAUUACGAGGAGAUUAAAGGCGGAUAUAUCGACAACUUGCCUGAGGAUGCAGUCUUGGUAAUUGGCUUGACUCCUGAGCUCCAGAAGCUUGAUGCUCCUUACGUCAAGAUCAACAACGCUCUUUACGGUGGCCUCAUGUCCACACGUGCCAACUAUCUGAAGAGCCCAGGUACUGUAGUUUUCGGUCGGAUCAGGGAUCUGAAAGAGCACCAAGACCUGCAGAGGAAUGUUUUUGCUUAUGGUCUGGGCACUGCAGCACACGCCCCGGUGGUUAAACUUGCCGGAAUCAACGUGCCUCUCAAAAUCACCUUAGAUUCUCAUCCGGAGCCUUAUCAGGAAACUAUAAACCCUGGUGAUUAUAUAAUCGGGGAUGAAAACGGGGUGGUUAGAGUUGAAGGAUCGGGCGACCUGGCCCAAAAAUGCAUGGAGUACAUUCCGAAGCGCGUUGCUGCCGAUCAAUUAGUGGCUCAAGACAUCCAGAGCGGCGCCAAGUGCAACGAGGCUCAAAAGCGCAGAAGAGCCGGUCUGUGAGUAGCUUAUAUAGCUGGUGCACGGAUGUUUUGAUUUAUGGCUGGCAUACAAAAAUAUAGAAAAAAAAUAUUUCCUAUUUACCUCAAUUCCAUGGUUGU